Molecule: messenger RNA, 2502 nt
Organism: Austrofundulus limnaeus
Lineage: Eukaryota; Metazoa; Chordata; Actinopteri; Cyprinodontiformes; Rivulidae
Gene: acot20
Product: acyl-CoA thioesterase 20
Exons: 4
Coding region: 114-1367 (417 amino acids)
Biological process (GO): fatty acid metabolic process; acyl-CoA metabolic process
Molecular function (GO): fatty acyl-CoA hydrolase activity
Source: RefSeq, a predicted model, not a curated record
AACCCAAACUUCCUGUACAAUGUGCAUUUAUUAACUCCUCAGCAGGACCCAUGAAAUGAGCUUUUAAAGAUAGCUUGAAGCAGGACCAAAAAAAGAAAAGUAAAGGAAGUGACAUGGCGUCCUCACAGGUGCGCCUGAGGAUGUUCCCCGGCGUCCGCUGCCUGUUUGAUAAAGCCACGCAGAUCAAAGUGGAAGGCCUCGCCCCCAACAGAACCGUCCAGCUGAGAUCCAAACUGGUUGAUGACAGAGGGGUGACGUUCAGGGCGCGGGCCCUGUACACAGCCGAUCAGAGCGGCCAGGUGGACGUGGGCAGCUCRGCCUCCCUGGGAGGAAGCUACGCGGGCGUGGAGCCCAUGGGUUUGUUCUGGGCCAUGGCGCCUGACGCUCCGCACAGUAAACUCCUGAAGAAGAGCGUGCUCAGCCCAGCGCUGGUGGAGUUGGAAGUAAUCAGCGAGGAGAGCGGUGAGCUGCUAGCUUCUGAAACAAACCAGAGAGAAUACCUGACGGCAGGUAUGAAGAGAYUACCUGUGGAGGAAGGCAACAUAAGAGGGGUCCUCUUCAUCCCACCAGGAGACGGCCCGUUUCCUGGAGUUAUAGACUUGUACACGUUAGGAGGAGGUCUUUCUGAGCCCAGAGCCAGCCUGUUGGCCAGUAAAGGUUAUGUGGUGCUGGCGCUGGCCUACUACGGCUACAAGGGUUUACCUAAAAACCCUCAGAACCUGGAUCUGCAGUACUUUGAAGAGGCUGUGAGCUAUCUGAAGAAACGACCAGAGGUACCAGGUUGUGGCAUCGGCAUCAUAUCCAUGUCACACAGUGGGGCUCUGGCUUUGUCCAUGGCCUCCUUCUUCUCCGGGAUCGCAGCAACCGUCUGCAUCAACGCCUGCAACGCAAACACCGUCCUUCCUCUGCGCUACAAGGAGCAGGUUUUCCCUCCGCUCUCACCCGUCUUAAAGAACGUUAAAGUCACAGACGCCGGGCUCGUAGACAUCCGCGACGUCUUACCGGACCCCUCCCUGGACAGGAACAAGGCGUCUCUGAUCCCGGUGGAACGAUCCAGCUGCCAGUUUCUGUUCGCCGCCUCCGAGGACGACCACAACUGGAACAGCGUGUUUUUCGCCGAGCAGGCUGCGGGAACGCUCCGAGCCCACGGCAAACAGUCGUUUCAGCUGGUCACCUACCCGAAGGCCGGCCACUUCCUGGAAGUCCCUUACGUGCCUCAUUGUCCGUCUGGGUUUCAUGCAGCUGUGGGAAGGGAUGUGGUGUUUGGUGGGGAGCCAAAGGCCCACUCUGAGGCUCAGCUGGAUCUGUGGGAAAGAGUCCAGCWCUUCUUCAAGAGUCACUUGGUCGACCAGAGUGCUGCUAUUUAAAGCCUCAAACACCCCUACUGCUCAUUAACAAUCAGCUUAAUAUGUUCCUGAGCUUCACUGAAGGUCACUGAAUUAUUAAAUUACUUUGGAUGAGGUUUCUACAAGUGGAGACUUUGACUUUUCAUUUUUGUAGAAGAAAUUAAUCAUCAAUCUUACAAUUAUUUAAAUCUGUUCAUCUAACUCAAAAAAAAUUAUAUUUUCCUUAAUAUUUCCUGCAGAAGGUCAGAAAUAAGAGGAGAGAAGCAGAAUUUAUUUUAACUCUCCCAGGUUGUUUUUCAUGCUGCUCACAUUUUAUUUUAUUUAUUAAACCGUUAUUUAUGUUUUUUAAGUGCCAAACACAAACCUGCGUUUUUGGUGAAAUCAUCUGAUACUGUAAUUGUUUGGUUUAAAAAGUCACGCGUUGUUGUGUUUUAGAAAUAUUUUUACUAACAGUUGUAUGAGAACUUGAUUUUUACUAUAUUUAAGAACAUUUUCACAUUGUGAUUUUAAACGAGUUCUGUUAUCAGUUGAUUGAAAACUUAUAUUAGCAGACUGGUUAUUUUUACUGCGAUGGGAUCCUUUAUUGUUCCACCUGCAGUUUAUUAAAUAAUAGUUGAGUUGCUUUUAUUGCUGCAGUAAUUAGACUUAAAGAAUUGUAAUGAGGUCAUUAAAAGACAUUUUAAAUGGUCUUUUCUUUAAUGUUCUGAUUGUGUAUCAGAUCAACCUAAUUUAUUAUUUCUCCUCUGGUGGUUUUUGAGAUGGACCAGAGACCUCCUCCUGAAAUAAACUCUUAGAACCACAACGAUGCUUCAUCAGAACCAGUAACUCAUUAACACAAACUGUUUCUUCAGUUGGACAAUGUAAGAAAUUUUCUUUCAUUUUUUUUACACUCAUGCACAUUUUUAUUUUUACUUGUGCAUAUGUCAUGCAUCUGCAAAGUUUUUGCAUAUUUGCAUGUUUUUAACAAGUGGCAGUUGCAUGUAGCAUUUAGUUUUUGUGUGUUUAUUCACAGUGAACCUCCUGCACCAAGCACCAGGACAAACUGCUUUACAACAAUAAACCUGCUUCUGAUUUACGGCUUUCUUUAGGUUCACAGUAAAAAAGAAAAACAAACUCUUAAACUAAUGUGACAAAUACAUUUUUUUGUUCAGUAAAA